Molecule: messenger RNA, 4119 nt
Organism: Etheostoma spectabile (orangethroat darter)
Lineage: Eukaryota; Metazoa; Chordata; Actinopteri; Perciformes; Percidae
Product: beta-1,3-galactosyltransferase 2
Exons: 2
Coding region: 244-1383 (379 amino acids)
Biological process (GO): protein O-linked glycosylation
Cellular component (GO): Golgi membrane
Molecular function (GO): N-acetyl-beta-D-glucosaminide beta-(1,3)-galactosyltransferase activity
Source: RefSeq, a predicted model, not a curated record
GUGUGUGUAAAUGGUGGCGCUCCCUACACAGAACAAAGUAGAAAGUCCCUCUCUCUCUCUCUCUCUCUCUCUCUCUCUCUCUCUCUCUCUCACACUCAAUAAGUCACUCACUCAAUAUUAAAAAAAACACCGCUGUAGACUUCUUUAUGCGUGGAAGUUAUGCUUGGUAAUAAUUCAUGGCUAAAGGGAAGUAAAACAAUAGGGAAGGAUUAAGGAAAUACGGAAUACAGGGUUGCGGCAGUCAUGGAGGAUCAUGGGUCUGGCGCAAGUGGGAAUUGCCUUAAAAGACAACUUGCUGUAAACCUGUGUCAUCCGAAGAAGCUUUUCCUUCACUUCUGGUUCAAGUUCCUACUCCUGCUUUGUGUGGGGCUCAUCGGCUGGUUUUCCAUUCAGUCAAGCAGCUCUCUGCCAUGGUUGGAUGGGUUUUUCAAUCAGACCAAUCAGGUUAAUCUAGCUCCUCCUUACCGUGUCCAUCCAAAACACAGAUCCAAACCAAAUGAGAUCAAUGAAACCACAGAGUCCCCUACUGUGCCUCCUACAGGUACGCAGUUCCAUCAAGCCCACCCCUACAACUACCACUUCAUCAUGGAUAACAAAGAGGUGUGCAAGACCAAGACUCCUUUCUUGGUCCUGAUGGUUCCAGUGGCACCAACAAACGUGGCAGAUCGGGAAGCCAUUCGGCAGACAUGGGGCAAUGAAAGCCUGGUUCAGGGCGAGGUGGUGCUUACUCUGUUCAUGCUGGGCCUCUCUGGAGGAGCUGCUGCCGAGCAGUUGCAGGAGGAGCUCAAACAGGAGAAUCUACUGCACCAUGACUUGAUCCAGAGUGACUUUAUGGACAGUUACCUCAAUCUGACCAUCAAAACCAUGGUGAUCAUGCACUGGCUGGCCACACGCUGCCAGACAGCCCCAUACGCCAUGAAGAUUGAUUCGGACAUGUUUCUGAACAUUGACAAUCUGGUGUUGAUGCUACAGAAGCCAGGCAUCCCCAAGCUGAACUAUCUGACAGGGAUGCUCAUGUGGAACAGGCCGGUUGUCCGUUCAAAGGACUCUAAGUGGUAUGUCUCUGAGGAGAUGUACCCAGAUCCCCAAUACCCAACCUACGUUCUGGGCAUGGGAUAUGUCUUCUCCAAUGAUCUUCCGGAGAAAUUUGUAGAGGUCUCAAAAUCAAUCAAACCCUUCAACAUAGAGGACGCUUAUAUUGGAAUGUGCAUGAAGAAGCUAGGACUCGCUCCAAUAUCACCACCAGAUUCCUCCCAGUUCAAGGCCUAUAACACAAGAUAUGAUCGGUGUGAAUACUCCAAGAUCAUCACCUACAUUCUUGGCUCUUCACAAGAGUUGGUGAAAUACUGGACAGACUUGAAGAAGCCUGAGCCACCUUGUUAAGACAAUGACUACUACAGAUGCAAUGAGACAGCCCUUGGGUGAAAGGGAUUUGGUGGCAGGAAAUGGAUGUUUAUGGAUUUCUGUACUCAUAUAGGAUUCACAUGCCAUCUCAUUUUGAGAAAGAAGCAUUGGGAUCACCCAUGUGGAAAAGUGACAGGGGUUUCCUGAAAAAUGGCAUGACAGUAAUAAAGAGAAGAGAAGUCCUUUUUUUGUACCUGUGUGUAUUUAAAAUGAAUUAAUCAAUUUUUCUGUCAUUCUGAGAGUGGAAAUGUGAAUGAGUUAAAUUAAAACUGAGCUGAGGAGCUUUUUACCACUAAUGGCGUUGUCGAAGGAUGUAUUGUUUUAUUGGUUGUACCUGUAGGUUGACAAAGCCAAACUAUUCAACACACCUCGGAAACUAAUUUACAAGUGUCACAAAACCUUUCAUAAAUAUUGCACUUUUUUUAGCAUGUUGUCUGAAUGUAAAUCGAAUGUAAUUGUAAUGUAUUUGCUACAAGGGGUUGUGAUAGGUAUCAUGAACUUGAAUAGUAAUAUUAUUAUGCAGCAAAGUGUGGUUCUGAACAGCCUAGUUUUCUAUCUCUGAGGAUCCCCAAAGUUUGUUUGGUUACUUUUUUGAGAUGUUUUUUUUUUCCUGCGCUUUAUUUGAUGUUUUCUUAGUUUUUGGUUUUCCAGUGCUUAUGAAGCUUUUUCCAACAUUUUUGUCAAAUUUUUCCAUGUUCUUUUAUCUAGUUUUAUUUUUUAUUUUUUUUAUUCAAAUGCUUUAAAAUUGAGACAAACAACACCCAAACUCAUUGAACGUAGGUAAUUGAUCCUUUAUUGUAUUUGUGAAUAGCGUUUCAUGUAAACAUUUGAUUUAUUGUGGAAAAAAAAAAAAGAAACCCAUUUCUGGUAUAGAAACUCGGGUCAAAUUUCAACCGAGUACAACCGGAAGGUUAAGGAGCUGUUCUCGACGUUCAAGACAUUAAAAUGGCUGUAAACAACUACAGUGGAGAGAAUGAGCAGCGAAUGAAGUCACACUGUGUGUGCCGUAAUCUGAUCUUCUCUGGUUUUUUUGAAAGGUGUCAAAUUGCUGGAACUGUAUGACCUUUAUCCUUAUAGCCUGCACUUUUUGUACAAAAUUAUUGUUAUGCUGCUGUACAUGUCUAUCCUGCUGCUUAAGGGAGGAGGGUGCAAACACGAAAGCAGUCAGAUCAGUGUUGAACAAGAUGCCAAAUGCGUUGAAGGGAGACGUUUACUAUCUUAAUAGAUAUAUAUUUAUUGUAUGUAGGGCAACAACUCUCAGCUCUUGUUUUUCUGUUGUCCUGAAAUGGACUGGGAAGUUGAGGAUGUUUAAUUAAAAGCAACAGGAAAUUCCUAAAACAAGCUGUGACUUGUGAUGAGCCAUUCACGGCACAGAGCACGCAGGGAGGUAAUGCUAACACUGGAUUUGCAGAACAGAAGUCUAUAACAGAAUUCGGUCCCCUUUAAAGACAAUUCCAAGCUUUGCGAUGACGUAAGUGAGUUUAUAAAGUAAGUUUGAUAAAGUGAGUUUAUUUACUGUAUGCCAUUGGGCGAGCAAUGAUUACUUGUCUGACUGGUUAAGAUGUGCGGUUACAGCCAUUCCCUCUAAACAAACUUUAAAAGAUAUCCUGUGUUGCAACACUUGAUCUAAGGAAACAUGAUAUGCAGAGCAUUGUGCCAGGAACAAGUGAGUGCACAUUCUCAGGAAAAACUUAAACAACAAAACACCUGAGGAAUAAACUUAGACUAUGAGAAUGGAUUGAUAUUUCUCUCAAAUGUAGAGAUGUAGGCUACACCUAUUCCCUCUGAUACCAACAAAGCACACAUUUAAGUGAAUCCAAUAUCUGUUGUCAUUAAGCUCAUUAUACUAUAUAUGACAUUUGUACUUCUUAAAAACUGCAUUUUUUGAUGAUGACAUUAUUUGGACAACUGUUUAUUCCAGCAUAACAAUACAUGCAAAAUUGCACUCAGGAUAUAGUUCACAUAGUUUCCUUUUCAGUAAAGAAGAUCUACAUUGUUAGCCAUCUGUAGGUUAUAGAGAGGGGCAAGUCCCAACUUUUUAAUACAACAGCACUAUUAGUAUACUCUGAAAACUGUCUGAAUCAACCCUUAAAGGGAUGUUUUUGUACUUUAUUAAGUGAAUUAGCAACAGGUGGAUGCAUAGACGUGUGUUAUGUUAUAUUGAUGCAACAUAGUAUGUUUAUAUACUACGUGUAUAUUGGCAUUGAAAUAGAAUAUAUUUGAAAAAAAUGAAAAACAUUUUGAAAAUCUUGAUUUAUCACAGCUAACACAUUUCACCAUUACUCUUUAAUCAGGUAGACUCUAUUUAUAUUCACCAGGGUGUGCUUUUUCAGUGUUUGGUGUCGCUCAACAGGACACCUUCUCAAGGAGAAGUUAUAUAACAAGAGACCAUAUAAGAGACCAUGCGGAGACCCCAAUAAGUUAGUUUGAAAUCUGUUUUAGUUGAUUCAUUGUUUAUGUCCUUUGAGUUGUAUCUACAUGCUAUGCAUCCUAAUUUAUUGUGUGGAUCUGACGUCAUGAAUUGUAUAUUUUGGAGCUGGGUGAUUGGCCCUAUACUUACCUGUGUGGUACAUUGUAAACCAGUAAGUAAGAUAAACAGUUAGUAUUUAGCGAAAGGGGUUUUAUACUCUGUUAUCUUGUACUUACUGAUCCUGAUGAAGGUUAAAAGGGUUUGUUCGUUAGAAAAUGGAUGCAUUAAAAAUGUAUGCUAAAUCA